GCCGCGUCUGACCAGUUCUACGUUACGACGCUCCACCGCAACUCGUGCCACGAUCGGCCAGUUAUGACAGCGAAAAAUAAAAAACCAUCAGAACCUCGUCGAGCCAACAAACCCUUGAUGGAAAAAAGAAGAAGAGCCAGGAUAAACCAAAGUCUAGCUGCACUUAAAACUUUAAUUUUAGAUUCGGCUAAAGCUGACAAUACCAAGCACUCUAAACUAGAAAAAGCCGAUAUCUUAGAACUGACAGUCAGGCACUUUCAAAGGCAUCGAAGUCUUGAUGUUAAAGGCAUCAACCAGUACAAAGCAGGUUACGCUGACUGUGUUAGAGAAGUUCAGCGAUAUUUGGAAACGCCAGAUGCUCAAACUAUGACUGUAAUUGAUUCUGGAAUUAGACAAAGGCUUCUUAGACAUUUAGAUAACUGCGUCGCUGAAGUGGAUGUAGAUCUCAAGCAAGCAAACGCUCCUCCGGCCCUUGAAGACCGACAAGAAUCUCCUCAGAUAGUGGAAGAAGUAAACAACAAUAGAUCUAGCCGGCUUAUAGAUCAAUCAUCCAAUGAUGAGUCCGUAUCUUCUAAGCCAAAAUCUUACGAUGGAAAUUACGUGCUGUUGCUUCCAGAACACUAUGUGCAAUUGGCCAGUGCUCUCGGCGUUAACCUUAGAUCCCAAAGUGAUAUUUGUAGUCCAAGUACGUCGGGUAGUUGUGAAAAAGUUGAAGGGAUUAAGAAAGUUGAGAGUCCAAUAGAUUUUAGUGGUAAAAAUAAUGAGACAGGUGAUAUGUGGAGACCGUGGUAACAUAUUUAUCCUCUGGUUAAAUUCUUACAUAUAUUAAGUAUAUUAACUGUGUAAUUCACGUUAUGCCUGUUACAAAAUACCAGAAUUUUAGGGUUGUGAU
Messenger RNA from Diabrotica virgifera virgifera (western corn rootworm), 892 nucleotides. RefSeq names its product transcription factor HES-4-A-like. NCBI's taxonomy places the organism in Eukaryota, Metazoa, Arthropoda, Insecta, Coleoptera, Chrysomelidae. Gene Ontology annotation, cellular component: nucleus. The coding region runs from base 64 to 792 and encodes 242 amino acids. The transcript has a single exon. Gene Ontology annotation, biological process: regulation of neurogenesis; regulation of transcription by RNA polymerase II; anterior/posterior pattern specification. The record is from RefSeq and is a predicted model, not a curated record. Gene Ontology annotation, molecular function: RNA polymerase II cis-regulatory region sequence-specific DNA binding; protein dimerization activity; DNA-binding transcription factor activity, RNA polymerase II-specific.